UGCUAUACUAUUUCUGCCCCUGCUAGCUAGCGGCUAGUCAAAGUGCAUGUAAUCAAACCAAAGUAGUUGCAUUAAUAACUUUAUUUAGAAGCAGGCGCAGGCAGGUGCAGUUGUACAUUUAAAAUCCCAAGCCUUGAGAUCCAGUUUCAUUCUCUGAUUUAGUGGCUAAUUGGAUACUUUCUCUGUGCCUUGACAGCACUUGUCGUCUUUACGACAGACCGUAAACUUCUUUGACWUCAGGUUGAUUCGCAUGAACGUGUGGAACGAUGGCUGAAUCUGUUGGGUUUGUUUUUCAUGUCCUCUUUCUUGUUCUCCUCAUGAUCGUCAUAAUAUGUGGAAACAGUUUGGUCAUCAUUGCUUUCAAGACCAACAAGCGCCUUCGAACCGCAACAUACACCUUCUUGGUAAGCUUGGCUGUCUCAGAUUUCCUCGUGGGCAGUGUUUCGUUGCCUCUGUGGGUCUAUCAUCUCAAAUAUUAUCCAAGCAGCGUCGAGGUUGGAUUGACCAAUUUUUACGCGUGCUUUGACAUUUUCAGUGCCUUGGCCUCGAUCUUUCAUUUGACGGGAGUCACUCUUGAACGAUGGAUUGCGAUUUGUAAACCAUUUUACUAUAACACUCUUUCCAAACGCUCAUAUCAUAUCUCAAUUUUGAUAGCGUGGUUUCUGGCGCUUGCUGUAGCGGCGCCGUAUCCAAAGAUUUAUAUACCGAAAGAAAACCUGUUUAUUGCUUUCAAGGCCUACUCUGUUAUCAUCUUCCUUAUGGGACUUGUUAUCCCUUCAGUAUUGAUAACGUUCGUAAAUCUGAGCAUUUUCAAAGUCGUGAAAUCUCUCGUGAAGACCACUCGUCAACAGCUCGAUCAAUCCUCCGAUCGGGUCUUGGACAGAAACAUUUUUCGAGAUCGUAAAACUGCAAUGACGUUGGUAUUAAUUACUACCUUAUUCUGCGUCUCUUGGACGCCUUUUUUUCUCAUCAACUUAGUCCCUAUCUAUUGUGGACAUUGCUUUUCACCGAUGCUUGGUAACGUCAAAUUCGUAUCGUGUGUGAAGUGGCUGCAUUACAGCAACAGCGCCUACAAUCCAGUUGUCUACGCUUUUCGUGAUGCGGAAAUGAGGAUGACAUUUGUACGACUGUUUAAACGUUGUGGAAGAGUUUUGAAAAGUCGACAGAAACCUAAAUCAGAGUGGGAGUUGUCUUUGAACACUGACUUCAUAUUAAGUCCGCGCUCAGUGAGUAACUAUAAUCGUAGAGCAGAUUUAUCUAUACCUUUAAAGACCAAAGUUUCAUCAGUUUAGUUCAAUAGUACUCCGUAAUUAGCAGUAGAUGAAAAAAUGUAGUACACUAUGCUAGUUUAUUUGUAUCAAAUGCCACAAUAGUUAGAUUAAUAUCCUGAGACCAUAGACACAUUUCGAAGAGUUUGCUUUAAUACUACGGCCUAAUUAACCAAUUUAUUUUAUACCUUUAUAUUCUACGAUAGACUGUAUUCUAUUUUUAUUUCAUAUAUAAAAUAUACCUUUUUCGAAUUCGCUUGUGCAACAAAAAUGUUGACUAUUGCAAAAGUGAAAAUCCUGUGAAGGCAUUAAAACACUUGAAAAACGAAGAUCAAUGUUCAAAGCUUUAGCAAAUUCUAAUUUUAUGCCUUUUAAAAUUGUUUAAAGAAUGAUUUAGACUGUACAUAUACAUAUACAAAUGGUACUGUAUAAAUGAAUUUACACCCUCCUGUCAA
Messenger RNA from Actinia tenebrosa (Australian red waratah sea anemone), 1723 nucleotides. Its product is annotated as adenosine receptor A1-like. NCBI's taxonomy places the organism in Eukaryota, Metazoa, Cnidaria, Anthozoa, Actiniaria, Actiniidae. The record is from RefSeq and is a predicted model, not a curated record. Gene Ontology annotation, cellular component: dendrite; plasma membrane. Gene Ontology annotation, molecular function: neurotransmitter receptor activity; G protein-coupled serotonin receptor activity. Gene Ontology annotation, biological process: chemical synaptic transmission; G protein-coupled receptor signaling pathway, coupled to cyclic nucleotide second messenger.